CGCGAUGUCAGGGACGCGACGCGGAGUUGUUUACUUCGCGCACAUGCGGCAGAGGAGCCAGGGAAGGAAGGACGGCCUCCAAAGGACUCCCAGCACCUCCUGCCGCGCCACCCGUGCACAAAAGAGAACACCUUCGACCCCGCCUCUGUACAAGAGCGACAGUGAGCCUCCACCAUGGGGGACGAGCAGAACAACCAUAACGGCGAGGCUGAAAGGAAGGACGAGGACGUGGGUGCUGAGGGGGACGAGACCACGGACGACGAAGGGGGUGUGGACACACCACCUCCUCAGGACAGGGACGAGGAGGACCUACAGCCCGAUGAAGAAGGCAACUACGAGUUUGCAAGGACUGCAUCAUUUCAGCGCACACAAGCAGAUGACGUAAAGGUGGAACAGAUUGUGGACAUGGAGUGCCAGAGACGCUGGAAGUGCCCCGUAAAAUUCCGCGUCAGAUGGGUUGGUUAUGGAGAAAAGGAUGACACUUGGCUGCCUGCAUCUGAGCUUAGUUGUGAUGACCUUAUUAAGGAGUUCUUAGAGAUCUCUGGAAGGACAUCAGAAUACAGGAAUGCAAUGGCUCCUAAGAAGCGAGCAGGGGAGGACUCUGAAAGAAGGAUUGAAACACGAAGAAUUAUCAACAAAUUCUCGUACAGUGAGCUAGAAGAAGAUGAAGAUGAAGUCAUCCCAGCAGGCACUAGGUCACGUAAGGUCAAGACAAAGGCUGAGAAGAAGGUGGUGAAACCCCCUCCACCCAAGCGGAGGAAGCUGUUGCCGCAGGGCAACAAAAAGGGCAUCAAGAAGGAGGAGCCAGAGGAGUUUGAGGUGGAGGCAGUAGUGGACCACCGCGUGCGGGGGCGCUUCACGGAGUAUAAGGUGAGGUGGAAAGGCUUUGGCCCCAAGGAUGACUCCUGGGUCCCUGAGGCUGAGCUUAACUGUGACACCCUCCUCAACAAGUACUUCAAGACAGCAGGAGCCAAGCAGGAAGAGGUGUAUGAGGUGGAAGCCAUCAUGGGCUUGAGGGAAGUGAAGGGACGCACCGAAUACAAAGUGCGAUGGAAGGGCUGGAGUGCAAAGUAUGAUUCGUGGCUGUCUGAGGAGGAGUUGAAUUGCCCUGACCUCCUGAAACGUUUCCUGUCAACCCUAGAGAAGUUGGAGAAGCAGGAAGAUUGGCAGGUGGAGAAGAUCCUGGACUCCAAAGAUAAGAAAGGCAAGAUUGAGUAUUUGAUCCAGUGGAAGGGAUGGGGCCCCAAGUACAACACGUGGGAACCUGAGGAAAAUCUCUCUGGCUGUCAGCAGAUCUUGGAGCGUUUCAAGGAGUCUCAGCAGAAGGAAAAGGACAAGAUGCUGAAAGAGGGGCGGAGAAUGCGAGAGGAGAGGCCAACAACCCAGAGGUUUGUCGACAACUUCUCAGAAGGAACUCGCUCCCGGUCACGAAGAGCCGGCAAAAACCGUUCAUAUUCAGAGUUUUAUAACCAGUGAAUUUGUGACAGGUAGAGAAAGAGAAUGAAAAGAAGAAAGAACUCUUCUUGACCCUUUAGAAAAAAAAGGAUAAUUUUUUAAGGAGCAUUAAACUUUAUAGGAUGAAAAGAAAGUUGAACACCUAUAUGUUGAGAAUUCAUUAGCAGUGCAGUGCAUUUUAGGGUGUUGUGUAUCCAUUGGCAUUGCAGUGGUAGUGAAUACUCAUUUUACUUUCAUAGCAGAAAAAAAGAAUUGUGAGAAUAAUCACAUGCAGAUUAGAAAAAUGUUUUAGUUAUCAUGUCCUAUUUUUGUAGAGCAGAAAGUCCUGUAUUAGCAGAAAAUUGUUAUGUAAUACAUAUCCAUUCAUUUGUAAAGUUGUAGAUUUCUGUUAUCCAGAUGGAACUCUUGUCUUGUUGCAUUUUUAUAUUUAAUUUUUAUUUUUUUUGUUUUUGCUUCUUUUAGAAAUUUAUGAACCAAACUUCUCAUUGUUUUUAGUUACUCAAAAGCCAUGGGUGAAAAUAGGGUAUAUAAAUGUGUCAAUUAUGUGAAACUUGAAAUAUUGCCAGAUAGAACUCAAUGAUCUUGAAAUAUUUGUGUUGCAGGAGUUCUGCAAUUUUUUUCACCUGUGCUCAAAAGCAGAUUUUUGCAUUUUAACUGUUAGAAUAUCAUAUUAUAGGAAAAUAUUUUUUUUUUUUGUUCAAAUUUGUAAUAUUUGCAAAUGUUUUAUAUUUUGAUACAUUAUUUUAAAAACAUUAUUUCCAGAUUGUAUGAACUCUUUACAUUAUUUAUAUAUGUAUAUGUAAUUCAGUGGUGUAAUAAGGGGGUGUAAGAGGUUUGUUUAGCCAGUUGAAGCACAUAAUUAUGACUCGAAUAUGUCCUAAGAUGUAUUCAGAAUAAUUUCAGAUGUUAC
Messenger RNA from Penaeus chinensis, 2365 nucleotides. RefSeq names its product M-phase phosphoprotein 8-like. Gene Ontology annotation, biological process: negative regulation of transcription by RNA polymerase II; chromatin organization. Lineage: Eukaryota; Metazoa; Arthropoda; Malacostraca; Decapoda; Penaeidae. Gene Ontology annotation, cellular component: pericentric heterochromatin. The record is from RefSeq and is a predicted model, not a curated record. Gene Ontology annotation, molecular function: chromatin binding. Bases 175 to 1476 code for a protein of 433 amino acids. The transcript has 9 exons.